UUCUGCGGAAUUUAUAUAUAUGAUAGUUCAUAUAUUAGGUUUCUUGAAAUAGCACAUUUACAGUGUUUUAUAGUUGAUCUGUCUCUUGGAAUUUCAGAAUAUCUUGAUGAAGAAACGUUGAUCCCUAAAAAUACGUCAGUGUUAAUUCGUCGAGUUCCAGGACGGCCACGUUUACCAAUUGUUACUGAACUAGAACAACAGGUGGAAAAUAAGGCUGUGGAAACUAAUCCUGCGAACAGUACUUUAGCAGUUGAUGAUAUGUCUGCCAUGAAAUAUCCUGAAGAAUCAGAUUGGGAUGAAUUUGGCAAUGAUUUAUAUUCAAUACCCGAUCAACUUCCAGUUCAAUCGAUCAACAUAAUUUCAGAGGCUCCUCCAACAAGCAGCAUUGGUGAAGAAAGUAAGAUUAAAGCAUUGAUUGAUACUCCAGCAUUGGAUUGGCAACAGCAAGGUUCAGACUUUGGAGCUGGUAGAGGUUUUGGAAGGGGCAUGGGUGGACGGAUGGGGGGUGGACGUGGUUUCGGUUUGGAGCGGAAAACACCUCCACAAGGCUAUGUAUGUCACAGAUGCAAAGUGCCUGGACAUUUCAUUCAGCACUGCCCUACAAAUGGUGAUCCAAAUUUUGACAUCAAGAGAGUCAAGCAACCUACUGGUAUUCCUAGAUCUAUGCUGAUGGUAAAUCCACAAGGUUCAUAUGCUUUACCAAAUGGUUCAGUAGCUGUUUUGAAGCCUAAUGAGGCUGCUUUUGAGAAAGAAAUAGAAGGAAUACCGUCUACACGUUCUGUUGGGGAUCUCACACCUGAGCUCCACUGCCCCUUGUGCAGUAAUGUUAUGAAAGAUGCUGUGCUGACUAGCAAGUGUUGUUUUAAAAGCUUCUGCGACAAAUGUAUUAGGGACUACAUUAUCUCGAAGUCUAUGUGCAUCUGUGGUGCAACGAAUAUUCUUGCAGAUGAUCUUUUACCGAAUAAGACACUAAGAGAUACCAUCAAUCGCAUACUGGAGUCAGGCAAUAGCAGUACUGAAAAUGCUGGGAAUUUUCAAGUUCAAGAUAUGGAGUCUGCUCGCUAUCCACAGCCUAAGAUUCCAUCUCCAACAUCAUCUGCUGUCUCCAAGGGAGAACUAAAGAUUUUGCCUGUCAAUGAAGGAGCAGCAAAUAUACAGGAUACCGCUGAUGAAAUAAAGGUUGUUUCUGCUCCACAGCAGGCACCAGAACAUGUAAAUAUCCCUAGAGCUGGUGAUGUAUCUGAAGCUACUCAUGAAUCUAUGAGUGUGAAGGAACCAGUCUCACAAGGGUAUACACAACAAUAUACAAAGUAAGUGAGUCUUUCCCCUUCAAAUGGAUAAACAAGAAGUGGAUAGAAGGUUUUCACGUGACUUCAAUGGCAACUGCUGGAAGUCGUUGGGGUGUUGUUAUGUCACGGAAUGCGGGAUUCAGUGAUCAGGUUGUUGAACCUGAUUUUCUCUAUCCUAGCGAAGGAAUCCAUAGACGCUGGGAUAAUGGUUACAGGAUCACAGAAACUGCUGCUACAUGGGAUCAAUAUGCUCUUAUAUUAAGCAAUUGCAUUUUAGCCUUCCUUGGCAGGGUCUGCAAGCUGCCACCAAAAUGCAAAAAUAUGAAAAAUUUUGCAAUAUGAAGUUCUCAACUCGUACUGAGGUACUUUGCAAGUCAUAUCCCGUGGAGUUUGCGUCUUACUUUCAUUAUUGCCGCUCCUUGUCAUUUGAUCAACGACCAGAUUAUGGAUAUUUGAAGCGCCUGUUUUGAACCUGAUAUCUUUUUUACUAUUGUGUUCAUGGAAUAUCGUGGUAGAAAAGAAUCACGUGGUCCGAAGAGAAAUUAUCGAAGAAAAACUCACAACGCAGAGAGAAAAUGCAACCAUUGUGACGAAACUGCCCCUAUGUAAAAAAUUGAAUUGACGAAACUACCCUAUGUAUGCAUAAAUGUUCUCAAAUACAUGUGGGUCAAGUAUAUGUAUAUGUGUAGAAUUACUGUGUUCCAGUAACAUUUCUACAACUUUAGACAAUUUAUUUGCAACGAAAAUUUUACUUCUCA
Messenger RNA from Trifolium pratense (red clover), 2047 nucleotides. Its product is annotated as E3 ubiquitin ligase PQT3-like. Gene Ontology annotation, biological process: protein ubiquitination; mRNA processing; ubiquitin-dependent protein catabolic process. Gene Ontology annotation, molecular function: nucleic acid binding; ubiquitin protein ligase activity; zinc ion binding. Gene Ontology annotation, cellular component: nucleus. The record is from RefSeq and is a predicted model, not a curated record. Lineage: Eukaryota; Viridiplantae; Streptophyta; Magnoliopsida; Fabales; Fabaceae.